AGCAAAAUCACCUACUCCAUUUAUCACAAUCUUCUGCACACCAGAGUUCCCAACAACAAUGGCCAUGGAUAUUGCAUUCUCAGAAGAAGAGGUGGCUAUCGACGAGGGCCUUGGGUACCCCAAAGCCUACGCGAAGCUCUGUUGGAAUCGCGGUCUUGGUCCAUACAGCCAUGGCCCUCCUUUCACCUUCACGCCCUAUAUUCUGCAGCAACAUGAGGCUCUGAGAGCAAGGGAAUUGGAUCAGAUGUUCCCAAUUAUAGAUCCCAAAGCGAAACCAACCACCAAGCCCAAGAUUUUUAUCAGUCUCCUCUGGAAACAACUCAACCACCUAGGGAAUGCUGGCUUUGACCCUGCAAUAUUUCGGGUUGAUCCUUAUGGCAAUGUUCUAUAUUAUCAUGCUGAUUCGGCCUCCCCGCUAGCCUGGGAUAUAGAUCAUUGGUUUCCCUGCUCAAGAGGAGGAUUGACUGUGCCCAGCAAUUUGAGGAUAUUGCAGUGGCAAGUGUGCAAGAGGAAGCAUAACAAGCUGGAAUUUCUAGUUCCAUGGUGGGAUCUUCAAUUAGGCAUCUCCAUUAACCAGUUCUUAUCGAUAUUUGCUUCUUCUAACUCAGACUUCAGGCACAGGGCAUUUUCAUUGCUCUUCUUUGAAGGGGAAAAUGAAGAAUUAAAUGAUUCACAUACAGUAGAAUCGCAUAGUUUUCCACACCAUUUCAUUGAAUCCAAAGAGCAAGUAGGCCUUGCUCCUGCUGCUGUUGUUUUAUCUCGAAGAGAAUCCCGGGAUCCUUCACCAGCUCUGAAAUCCCUGGAUUUCAAUAGGCAGCCAAGGCCAAACUCCCCUAUAGUUGCUGCCAGGAAAAUGAAACAUAGUUUCUCCAAAGAAAAUGAAAACCCAGACAUGGUUACCAACCCAUAUCAAGCCAUUGUCAUGGCCAGAGAUUCCCUGAAACAAAGAGAAGAAGCCGCAAAAAUGCAAGGAGAAAUACAGAAAUUGGAUGAUGAAGUGAACGACUUGAAGCAAAAGAAUGAAGAGGAAAAGGUCUUGAUUCAAGACUUGGAAUACCAGCUCAUAAAGCGUAGGAGACGGGCCGAAAAGUGUAGGCGCCUAGCAGAGGCACAAUCUUCAUAUAGGAUCAUGUUAGAGAAGAUGAUUCGAGAUGCCAUGCACCAGAGUGUCAUCUACAAGGAACAAGUGAGACUGAACCAGGCAGCAACAAAUGCUCUCAUGGCAAGGCUUGAAGCACAGAAGGCUAUUUGUGAUGCCUCGGAGAAGGAACUCCACAAAAAAUUCAAACAAAGGGAUGAGAUUGAGUACCAGAUAAGACCCGAGUGGGAGCAAGGAAGGAAGAGGUCGAGAAUGGAUGACACCUUACAUGAAGACGGAGACAACAAAACUGUUUUGUGUUUACCAGGAAUCAAGCCAAGUAGUGCACUUUCACACAAGGAACUGAGGGUGUUUCUAGAGGAGGAGCAGAAAGCAUCUGAGGCUGCCUUGUCUCUGAUUGAGGAAAGAAAGCAAGAAGAAAUAGAAGAGGAAACUGAAGAAAAUGUGGAUGGUAGGGAGAAGCCUGAGGAGACACGUCUCUCCAUUGUUGCAGUGGAGGAUGAAAACACAAUUGAGGAGAGGCUUCAGGCAUUAGAAAUUGGAGAAGGGAAGAACUAUAACACCCAAUUCCCGGUUCUUCGAGAACCGGAAAUAGAGGAGGACGAAGAGUGCAGGAAGCAGCGUGGGAAAGGAAAUGUAGAGAAGUGGCUCCAGAUGCUGUUAGAGAACACUCAAGAAGAAGGGUUUGGCUCUAACAAUGCCCAGGAACAUGAAACAAGCAGGACUGAUGAAGUAAUCAGACAACUAAAUCUCAAGUAUCCCCACAACCAGACAAAGUUCCCAGAAUCAGAGAACAAGCAGCAAAAAAUCCGGGGGAGGAAAGAUCAGUGGAAGGGGAAGGAACCGAUUGUUGAGAAGGAUGGUAAUAGUAAUACAGUGUCUGAGAACCUUCCCAACCUACUUCCUUCAGAUAAAAGCUAUGCAGAUGGGGUGGUGGGUAGCAUUGGUAAAGGAGUUGGGAGUAGCAAGAGCUUUGAAGGGAAGGAAAGAAGGGGGGAGAGAAGCCGAAAGGACAGGGGGCUUGUGAGAAGCGAGAGUGCCAGGGCCUUUCGACCAACCCCAUCAUCUCCAUCUGUGAUCUUGACCAUGAAAAAGGGAGUGGAUUGCAUAGGGAAGAAGCCCAUGGUAACCAGUGAUGAUGAGGAUGAGGAUGGAGUCGUUCAUAACAACUUCCUGAAGUCAUCCAUCAAAACCAUCAAGAAGGUGGUGAAGAUGUAAAACAGGAAGAUCACAGCUUAGUGUCACACUGUGUGGUUAGGAAACAUCUAAAGUCUUGUGACAUUAGUCUCUGUUUGCAUUGAAUCUUCAUUUUUUAGUAAGGAUGCUGGCAAAGUAGCUCCUUCAAGCGCUUAAUAAUGGUGUGAAAUUUAGGUGUUUAUUGUGUUUGAUUUUGUGUAUAAGACUGAUUGUUCUAUAUAUAUAAUAACAGCUUGUUGUUUGAUCAGCUAAA
Messenger RNA from Vitis riparia (riverbank grape), 2549 nucleotides. RefSeq lists its product as uncharacterized. Lineage: Eukaryota; Viridiplantae; Streptophyta; Magnoliopsida; Vitales; Vitaceae. Bases 59 to 2317 code for a protein of 752 amino acids. The record is from RefSeq and is a predicted model, not a curated record. The transcript has 7 exons.